Molecule: messenger RNA, 2349 nt
Organism: Cryptomeria japonica (Japanese cedar)
Lineage: Eukaryota; Viridiplantae; Streptophyta; Pinopsida; Cupressales; Cupressaceae
Product: origin of replication complex subunit 4
Exons: 18
Coding region: 677-1951 (424 amino acids)
Biological process (GO): DNA replication; DNA replication initiation
Cellular component (GO): nuclear origin of replication recognition complex; nucleus
Molecular function (GO): DNA replication origin binding; ATP binding; ATP hydrolysis activity
Source: RefSeq, a predicted model, not a curated record
UUCAAUGGUGAAAGAGUCCUUCCUAGCCAAUAUUGUGUGGUUCAUUCCGAGUCACAAUUUGUACAAAAAGAUUCAAAGAUAUAUUCAAAUAGAGCUCACAUUUGAGCUAAAUAUUUAUUUAUAGAAUAAGGGUUUGGAGCAAAUCGAUUUAUCUAUACAGAGUUUCUCAAGUUUACAAUUACAAAUUUAUACAAGUUUUGCAGCCAAACAUAUAUAUUUGUAAGUGUGGUGUGUGCACGUGAAUAUACAUCCGAAUUUGAUGUGUUGUGUUUCCUGGUGAAAAGAACACAAAUUUAAGUGCCCAAUGGAAUGUUGAAGUAAAAAUUAUAUAUUUUAUUGGUUCUUGGAAUUUACCAGACCGUAUCAUCAAGGGGAUGUACCAUUCCAAAGUCUACAGAAAAGGUUAGAAGCUUUAAUUUGGAGGCUUAAAAUCCUUUGAAACUUUCAACACGGCUUAUUUGGAGGUUAAUAAAACCUAGUGCAGCAUGCAUACAAGUACUUGCAGCCCCCCUUGCAGCCAUAACAUUUACAAAGACAGGUGCGCCUCUCUGUAGCCUACGAUACCUUCUUAUGGGGUGCCAUACUUCUUCAAGGAGGGGUCAAAGUUGGGUUGGCUGCUAAUCGGGCUUGUCAAUCAGCUCCUAUUGAGAUUGUUUUAAUAACACUCGGACUUCAAAUGGACCACUACCUUGACGGAGCAUCAAUUGAAGAUGCUGUAACACUUUUUCGCCGUAGGCUUUGUGAUAGCUCUUCAUUGGACCUCCUUUUACCUAAUGCUUCAGAAAAUUAUAGUAAAUUGCGGUAUUUACUCUCAAAUACUGUUACCAAUACUUGCAAUAAUUCGGUCCUGCUUCUUGGUCCAAGGGGUUGUGGCAAGUCAAUGGUGUUGGAGCGUGUCAUGAAAGAGUUGCAACACCAACAUUCAGACAUGAUUUCAAUUGUUAGGUUGAAUGGCCUUCUUCACAGUGAUGAUCGUUGUGCUUUAAAGGAAAUCGCAAAGCAAUUAUGUCUUGAGCACCAUUUGACAUUCUCUAAGACGGCUUCCUUUGAUGAGAAUUCACAAUUUAUGAUUGCUAUGUUGAGAGAGUGUGCUUUAGCUCACAAGGCUGUGAUUUUUGUGCUUGAUGAGUUCGAUCUCUUUGCUCAGGGAAAGCAACGAGUGCUUUAUAAUCUCCUUGACACAAUGCAAUCUGUACUGUCACAAGCUGCAGUCGUUGGUAUAAGUUGUCGCCUGGAUGCUGACCAACUACUGGAGAAAAGAGUAAGAUCACGCUUUUCGCAUAGGAAACUAUUAUUUUCUCCUCCUUCAACUGAAGAUCUGCAGAGGCUCUUGGAGCAGGCACUAAUUUUACCUACUGAUUCAACAUUUCCUCAUGUUGAAUAUGCAGCUAGAUUCAAUGCACGUUUGACUGAUAUCAUAGAGAAUAAAAGCUUCAAGGAUAUUUUAAGCAAUGUAGUGAAUGUGGAUCUUAGUGUAAGACGACUGCUAGAUUUUCUAUUUCGAGCUGUCUGUGAUCUAGAUCGCGAUUCUGGGUUGCUUUCGCUGCGGAAUUUCCGGACUGCAGUUUCAUCAAUUCAACGACAACCUAAGUUGGAAACUCUACGGGAUGCAUCUGUUCUAGAGCUUUACCUGCUCGUAUCUAUGAAGAGACUGGAGAGCAAAGAUUGCGACUCUUACAAUUUUAAUGCCAUCAUGAAAGAAUACAUGGAUUUACAUAAUGCUCAUCCUACUUGUGAUCUCUAUUCAAGACAAAUUUGUUUGAGAGCAUUUGAGCACUUAUUGGAACGUCAGUUAAUAGCUUUUAUAGAUAAGAGGGGGCAAAACAUUGCAUUGGAAUUCCGACCGGUGAAAUUACUUGUUGCUUCUCAUGAACUUAACGAAGGAUUGAAAACAAGUCCCGUCUGUCCGGUUGUCUUACGUCAAUGGUUUGAUCAUGAGAAGUUCAAAUGAAAUCUAUACAUUCGCAUUUAUCCAUAGGGACCGUGAAUUGAACUUGGAAGUCUUUUUCAAAAUGUUUUCGCGCACCACAUGAGAAGCUAAUUCAUUGUAAUGGAAGCGACCCUUCUAGAAGAACUUGGAUGAGAAACAGGCUCAAUGGUUCUUGAGUGCUUAUUGAGGCAAUGGAAGCAAAGAAGUGCAUCAAUUUUUGAAGGAAACGAAACUAUGCGGUUGAGACUACAUGUACUAAAUAUCAUUGUUAUUUGCUCCAUGUUUUGUUCUUAAUGAAUGAAUGAAUGAAGAAGAAGAAGAGUAAGAAGAAUAAAUUUUAACGUCUACGAGACUAACAAAAGCCUAUGGGACAAACCGUCAGAUAAAUUUUAAUGAAUGAACGAAUAUUUUAAAUAACA